Messenger RNA from Tachysurus fulvidraco (yellow catfish), 1271 nucleotides. RefSeq names its product anterior gradient 1 (gene agr1). Gene Ontology annotation, cellular component: endoplasmic reticulum. The transcript has 8 exons. The coding region runs from base 152 to 646 and encodes 164 amino acids. NCBI's taxonomy places the organism in Eukaryota, Metazoa, Chordata, Actinopteri, Siluriformes, Bagridae. The record is from RefSeq and is a predicted model, not a curated record.
UUUUCUUCAGUUGGCAGUAGAAGAAUAGCUGUGUGUCAGACCUGUUUGGUGGGUUUAUAGCUAUAAGAACCACCUCCAACCUUGUAGUGUCUGACAGACUGGGAAGAAGGACAUCUAACCUGAAUCACACGUUUCACCUUCAACAGUGAUCAUGGCUAGCUGGUCCUUGUAUGUUUUUCUGCUGCUGUUGUCCUGUGAUGUGGCCUUUCUGAAGAAAAAGAAAACAGAAAAAAAAGAAAAUAUUCUCGCAAGAGGCUGGGGAGAUGACAUCACCUGGGUGGAGACCUAUGAGGAGGGUCUAAACAUGAUGAAGGAGAGUGACAAACCACUGAUGGUUAUUCAUCACUUGCUCGAGUGCCCAUAUAGUAAAGCUCUCAAAAAGGCUUUUGCUGAGAACAAAUCCAUCCAAAAAAUGGCUAAAGAAGAUUUCAUCAUGCUGAAUGUAGUGGAGGAAACAAGAGAUCCCAAUAUGGCUCCUGAUGGCUAUUAUGUCCCCAGAAUUCUUUUUGUUGAUCCCUCUAUGACCGUGCGUGCUGACAUCGCUGGGAAGUACAACAACCGCAAGUUUGCCUAUGAACCUGAGGACAUGGAUUUCUUGGAGAAGAACAUGGAAAAAGCCAAGAAGCCGUACCACACAGAGUUGUAGUGAGAUCAGGCAGACGAAGAGACGGACAAAGAGAUCUGAUACUGAAACUGCUUGUCAUCAAAGCAGACUUUUCAUGUGUCACAUGGAGAACGGCAUGGACACUGAGCUAUACACUAAAACACCAUCGAACAUGUUCAUGUGUAUCAGCUCCCAGUUGUAUUCUAGCUUGGAUCUGUUUCAUAAGAGUUACUGAAAUGUUAUUAUACUGACUAAUAAAAAUACUGACUAAUAAAAAUACUAAAAAAAAAAAAAAAAAAAAAAAAAAAAAAAAAAAAAAGAUUUCUAACCAUAUAAUAAUAAUGCCACUUUCUAUCUCCAUCCAUAUAUUCCAGCAUAUAUUUGUCAUCACCUCACAUUGGUCAGUUUUUAGAGUAUUUGAUGUAUAUGAAUGGAUUUUUUUAGUGUCUGGUUUAAAAUGAACCCACCAUGUAUUACUAAGUGUGUAAUACUUCACCCUGACCUGUAGAGGGCACUACACUGUUAUAUUUAUAUUUAUGGCACUUGUCAGAUGCCAAGAGCAACAUAUAAAAGUGAAUGAAUACACUGGUACAGGUUUACUAUGUUAUAGACUAAGAAAACCAUCAGAAUACAAAAUGCACUAUAAAGUUAAUCACCUUUAAAAUGU